AGUACUUCGAAGUACAGUAAUUUCUUCACAUCAGUUUACCUGGUAAAUUUAAUGAUCAACAACGACUUGUACAUACUUUUCAUUGGUGUGAAACUCUGCAAAGUGUUUUGUUUUUGGGUUAAAUCAUAAUAAUUAUGAGUUUGAAUUUGUUUGCAGUUAACUCUAAUGAGGACAGUUAAGUGGUGUCGUAGCGUACAGUAUGUUCUGCGUUUUGUAUACUAGCUCCUUGCCAUGUUAUCGUGCAUUAACACUGCAGUUGUCAGUUAGCGUUUUUGCGAGUUUUAUUAGACUGAUCCCAACCAGAUUUUACAGUGCACUGUCAUAAUUCUACUGAGUUCCGGGAAUCGGGAUACAUAACAGUUAUGCGUGUUUGACGCGACCGUUGUGCGUGAAGAGAGAAUAGGAAGUUAUAUUCACGUGCAACUGCUACUUUACAACUGAACUAGAAAUACUGGUGACAUGGCUGUAGUUGCCAAAUCACGCUUUGUCGCUCUGCUUGUGCUGUGGACGGUGCAAUCCGUAAAACUGCAGGAUCCCACAGAAACAUCUCCUGAUCCGGGCUCAGUACCUCCUGCUUCGAGUCCCGCAAUUCCAAAUAGUAAUCCCAUGAUGGAUUCCAGAUUCACAGGUUCCAAUGGGACACCAAACCAGUCCUUUGCCAUUCCAAGCGGUACGUUCCUACCUGGUGAAGACGACUUAGCAGCCCAAAUGACACGGCGUCCUUUUAUGACGAUUCCUUACCGUAGUACGUUUCAAGUGGCUGUUUAUCGGUUACCCGGAACGACACCGGAGAACAUAUCCUACUUCUACACUCCGGCCUUGAUACUCGUACCGCGUGAGCGUGAGGCUAUAAAGAUGUAUCACAACACAUCGCGGCUUUACACGGUGCAGUUUACCAUACAGAUGUGGGAUGCCAAUUAUGAGGGAUUUAUUAGACAGGCCUUAACCGAAAAGGUUCCUAAUUCUACCCGGAGUAUGCUGCGGAUACUACCCAUUGCGGAUAUUCGUAUCGACGCGACGGAACGGUUUCCCAACUGCCGCAUUCCUGUGAAGUGGAUUUCGUACGUGGGACAGCCUGCACAGAUUAAGCCGCGUUUUGAAUGCACAACCGAAUUGGAUGGUGCCAAUACAAUUUUGGUUGCCAUGUUAGCAGAUACGAAAAAUUUCGCCGCAUCGCUGGAAGUCGUUUACUCCCUGCAGAACCACGAAAAAAUUAAAGCACCUGUAACGCUGAAAGCUUCACGCAUUCAGUCCGCUGAUAUGUACCAAGCACUGGAUCAAAAAUACGCAGACGGAGUUUCGACGGUUUACAUGCAAUAUACAGACGUGCUAGAGUUGUUAAAGGAAAUAGUUUCCAGUGUCUCGGAAUCCGACAUGAGUGACAGUCAGUACGUUACACAAACACAGUCGUAUGGAAUGCAGAAAACGCUCGGUCGCGCACUGGGAAUUGUGCCCAUAUCUACAGUCUCGUUUUCGGCUGACCAGUGGAACUUGGCCUACUGGAGAGACGAGGCUAUGCGACCCGAUCAACAAGCCAAUAAUAUCAAUACAAUGAUACAAAGAACUGCUCGCAAUGUCCAAGAUUAUCUGAAAGCAGCCGCCGUUGAUCCGUCUACGGAUGUUAAUAACCCUGAAUUUAAUCUAUCGUCAUCGGAGAUUGCUGACGCCAUAAAUAUUACUGCUAAAAUUCAAAAAUCAAAGGAUGUAGUACGAUGGAACGGCACUAUAUACGAACCAAAAGCGCUGAAGCUUAGCAGCGUAAAUUUGACCGCUCUACGGAGCGACGACGAUAUCGAAGGCGUAGAAAUAUGGGUCACCAGAUGUUUAGUAAAUCUCACGGCCAAAGUCAGCGUUGUGGACGACUAUGAAAUGGAGAGAACUCUUGGGAGCGUUAAUAGUGUAUCAGAUAUGAUUACACCGUCUGGAACAAUAGUCGCAUACUUGAGCAGCCUUUACCUUCCGGAUGGCUGGCUGUGGUGCAACGGUUCUGUAGUGGAUCCAGUAAAGUAUCCUCGACUGUCGGCACUUUUAUACCCUCAGACCACCACACCGGAUUUGGGCGGCCGGUUUCUGGUGGGAAUCGGUAGCUCUUAUAGUCGCCAGGUCAGUGAUAUCGGAGGUGAAAUGGAGCACACGUUGACCAUAGCCGAAAUGCCCACCCAUAACCAUGCUUUCCCGGAAUUUGGUUGGAAGGUGUCCCGCACUGACCUUAACAGCGGAAUUCAGGCUCUUAUUCGAGAUGACACUGUCCGUUUUACCACCAACCAGGGAGCUGGACAACCACACAAUAAUUUGCCGCCGUAUUAUACCAUAGCAUAUAUCAUCAAAGGAUAGUUGAGUUUUUGCUUCUUCUUUCUGUCUGAUAGAUUUUGAUUGCAAGCACUGCGUAUUGUUUACUAAUCUUUAUUGACUCUCUUCUUAUGACUGAUCUCUUAUAUUACCUGUUUAAUUACAGAAUGUUUAGCCACUUUUUACCCUUUUUUAUUGUAAAAGUUUUGCCGCACUAACCCUUCUGUGUAGAUUACCUUUAAACAGAGCGGUGUGUGCUUAGAUAAAGCUGGUGAUGUAGCGCCAGCUACGAUAAUUUAUCAAAUAAGGCAAAUCCGC
This is a messenger RNA of Paramacrobiotus metropolitanus, 2607 nucleotides long. RefSeq lists its product as uncharacterized. The record is from RefSeq and is a predicted model, not a curated record. The coding region runs from base 460 to 2334 and encodes 624 amino acids. NCBI's taxonomy places the organism in Eukaryota, Metazoa, Tardigrada, Eutardigrada, Parachela, Macrobiotidae. The transcript has 3 exons.